CAGAACAUAAACGCUUGACAGUCUAUACAGCAAUGGACCACUCAGGCUCUAGGCCCAUCCUGACAUCCGAAAACUUUCACAAUACACAACACCUGUCUCGAGCCACCUCUCCAGGAGGUGAGCCUGCCGUGAUGAAUGGGGACGGUGAGCCUAAGGCGCGAGUUCGCCCACGCACAUACCCGUACUUCAAAUAUCUACCAUAUUCGCUCGAGGACGAACCAGAGAGGGACAAGAACUUUCGCGAGAUCCUCCGACAACUGUACAUCGCAGUUGAAGCUGGAGAUUUCAGUCCCGGCGCGGUGCACUGGACAAGAGAGCUCAGAGGGUGGCUGUCACUAAAGUUUGACCCUACUCGGACGCAACGGGUUAAUCUCGUUAAACUGUACUAUGAGCUCUCCCUCGCCCCCGGAAUCGAUCCCAAUGUUGCGGAACGAUUUGCGAGCAUGUUCAUGUUGCUCACCAAGCGCAAGCACUACCUGAGACCCGUCAAGGAUCUAACGCUGGACUGGAAGCCUUUGUAUAGAGAGCUGAAAUCCUUUGUCCUGCCGACCGAGUCGGGCUUGGUGCACUCGUCGAAUCUUAAACGGAACAUCAAGACUUUGACCAAGCUCUGUGCCUUCGUUCAACUGUACAUUGAUCCGUGUGAACUGCCGGCGAUGCUCGAAGAGUUCCUCCCUCACUAUACGACUUCCUUCUCAGAAGGUGCUUUUGUUGUCGUCGGCCUGAUCAACCUGAUGUUGCCUACAUCUCCUCCGCCCGAGUCAAGAGAGGAUUUGCUUCCCCAGCACUACAUGCCGACCUAUUUCCAUUUAUGGUCGCUGGUUAGUCGGUCGAAGACAUUCGAUAUCACUUUCUUGGACUAUCUUUCUCGACUUGCUCGGGACUCCCUGCCAGCCAGUCAUAUACCGUUCUCGGAGCACGGCAUUUUUACUCCUGAUCAAUCCUCGCUCAUAUUCACCGCUAUUUUGCGACUACUAGAGAUCCCGGUGGGACAGUCAACCUCUCCCUAUAGUGCUCUUGUCGAUAUCUCUUCCGGGCUGGGUAUCAUGCUUGACCGUGACACACGAAAGCAUCCGGUCGCACAUCACAUUGCCAGGUGGAUUGUAAUGUCGCUGUCACCAGCAUGCCUCGAUGCUCAGGAGUCGAUUCUCACCCAGCUCGAAGGCCUUGUUCAGGCGGUAGAGACUUUUUUCCAUCCCUCCAACUCUGGCGCCUGGACAAAGACCUUGUCGCAAUUGGUGUACUACCUGGCAGAUUUCUUUGUGAUGCGUUGGAACCGAGAGCAAACCGGCGAGAUGGAGGUCCCACCCGAGCGCAGGUUGACUGAGCCCCUGAAACGUCGCUUUGUGCUUUGCCUACGCGACGUGAUAUUCAUGGGCAUUUACGCCAAAAGUGGCACGGCCAUGAGCUUCUCCUUGUCUACGCUGCAGAAUCUGGCCUUCCUAGAACCCCACCUCAUCCUUCCCGGGGCUCUGCAGCGCAUUUACCCCUCGUUGCAAGGACUCGUAGAAGUUCAUCGGACCACCUCGUCUCUCCGUGCUCUGCAAGUUCUAUCGCGCAUCAUCUCCAGAACCAAGGGUUACCGCUGCCAUAUGACUACUCUUCUUGGGCUCGCAUUACCAGGGAUUGACGCCAAUGAUCUGGAGAAAUCCUUGCACUCCUUGUCAUUCAUUCAGGCUGCUUGCUACAAUAUACCCAUGGCCGACUUGACCCAAGGGAGAGACGAUGUGAAUUGUAACAUGCUUGCAAUGCAAUGGAUUACCGGCGAGAUGGAACGCAUGGAAGAGGAAGGUGUUGACAUCAAAUUGAACUAUGAUACCGAGCUGGACGAUGAGACAGAAGAGAUGAUUCUUCGCUCGUCUACUUGCGGCUUUGGAGACUUCAUUGUCUCCUUCUUGGGUCGUGUCUUCACACUUCUGGAAAACCUGCCAGACGUGAGUAGGGUUCGGAACGGAUCUCCUGAGGAGAACAUCGUGAACACCCUGCCGGCCACCUUCAUGCCACUGCUGUCGUCUCUUUCCCCCGAAUACUAUGAUAUCGCCUUGUCCAAGGUUGUUGACUUCGUCUCCAACCAUGUGAUCCAUCAAGCUCGGGAUGCAAUGGCCUUCAUUUGUAACUCAGUCUGCAAAGUGAACCCUGCAAAGGCCUUGAAGCGCUUCAUCCCAGUGUUGACGCAGGCCAUCCGUACCGAGAUUGACGACAAUGGUGCAGGGUCGACCAGAACGACAGGCACAGAUGUCCUACCUCGAGACCGUGGCCUGGUGUGGAACGUCAGCAUGCUCAGCAUGUGCGUCGUUCAUGUCGGAGAUGCCGUACUGGCUCACAAGAAAGAGCUCUUCGAUAUAGCCGUCUAUAUGCAGCAGAAAUGUCGGGGGAUACCCACAGUACAUAUCUCCAACUUCAUACACCAUCUUCUUCUCAACCUAACGGGUACAUAUACAUCGGACUACUCCUUGUACGAGCCUGACGUUGUCGCUCAAGGCAUACAGCCCAAACACUGGAGCUAUCAGCAAGAUCCUUGUAAACUGAGUGUAAAAUGGCACGUGCCGAAACGCGAGGAACUUGAAUUUGCUGUGGAGCUCUUCCAGAAUCAGGCAGAGUCUGCUCUGAAGCAGCUUAAAGCAUUGACCGAUGAGACCUCCAGCGUGAAGCGCGAUGGAAGCGGUAAAGACUGGUCUGAUGAAGUGACUCGGAACCUGGUGCUGUUACGGCUCAUCCUUUCCGGUAUCUCUGUGCUUCUCGACCCUAAUGCUGCAUCUACGACUACAUCGGCUGGGCUUUCCGACGGAUCGACUGAUGUGCAGAUGGCGGACUCGAAGGAAGCUCCAAGCGACAAUGAGGAUCCUGACUCGGCUCUUGAUAGCUCUGAGGAUUCCGCAGUCAGGGAUACUUUUACCUACCCUACUGGGUAUCCUUUGACUGAGAACGAUAAGCUGUACACAGCCAUUCAUGACAUCAGAGAAAGGGCAGGUUGGGUCUUGCACGACGUGCACAGAUUCCUGUCCGACAAGCAAGAGGACGAUGUGCCAUGCUUCGCAGCUCUUUACUCGGCGUACCGCUCUUGGUUCGUUGACGUCGGUAUUGAACGUUCUGCUCAUGUCCUAGACAGAGUCACUCGACUUCUUGCGGCCGACAUUCAUCCUUAUAAGAUGAGUGGCCUGCGAAAGGAAUAUCCCCGUCCAUUGCUCGUACGAAGGGCGAAUGUGUACCAUCUGCAACGACUUCGGCAUAACGCAGCCCCGCGCCGUCGUUCCAAACUUGAUGAAAUUCUACUCUUAGAUAUCGCCGAGUCCUGCGUAUCUCUGUAUACCGAAACUCGACGCAACGCUCAAAGUGCAGGAGAGUCGGCCCUCAAAGCUGUCUGGGGAUCCCGUCUGCUAGUGAUCCCCCCUCUUUUGAAGGCUCUUCAGAAGGGUAUUAGAGAGAAUGACCAUGCUCGUAUCAAGGGUGCCUUAUUUUCUCUGUUAUUAGGGAGUGUCGCGAAAACUGUUGGGCGCCACUGGAAGUACGCACCCGUUCUUAUUCGAACAUUUAUCGACGCGAGCGCUGUCGACAAACCAUCUGUGCAGAGAAUCUGCUCAAGUGCCGUCUACCAAAUCAUGGAGUACGGACGUGCCAUGGAGAGAAUGGCAGUUCUCGAUCGAGACAUCAUCGAAUCGAUCGCACCGGUUCAAGAAGUCCAGGGUGAGAUUGACCAGAAGCGUGAUGCCAUCAACAAGAAACGCGUGCUCAUCGAGAAGAAGAAGGCAGCCUUGGCAGAGGAAUUGGUCAAUCUUGCCCGGGUAUCUCAUUGGAAAGUCGCAAGUCGAGCAGCCACAAUCGUGAUCACUAUGGGGCUUAGGUUCGACUACGUUGCAAGCGAAAACCUGGUUGAGCUCGUGACCCAAGGCUCGAUUGAUGACCACCCGGGACUGCGCGGCAUGUACUCACAGGCUCUCAUUGCGUUAUUCACGAUGAUAGACGUCCGGGCAAUUUGCAGCCACGAUUACAAAAACUACAUACUGGGCCACCAGCAUUUCCCCUCGAAACUCAAAGUCGCCACCAAGCGCGACGAUCCAAAUUGGACGAAAGAAUACUUGGCGAGCUUCGCUAACCCAGAAGCGGAAUAUUACGUUGAUCAUGAUUUUCCUGGUUGGCUUGUUUGGGCAGAUAGUAUGCCGGCUUACAAGUCGAAUGUGAAACGUGAUAUCGAGUAUGACGAGGUCGAGUGGAAGGUUCGGGCGCAUAUGGGCAAACUAUUCGACAGAGCAUGGUUCUCCAAGUUCUUCAUGUAUCUGAAACAGGAACCCCGGGACCCUUCGGCUGACAAGUUCCGCAUGCCCUGCGCAAUGAUGCUUCUCUACGCCUUCGAGCUGAUGCUUCGUGACGAGCUAACGGCUGCUACGUUCAAAGACAUCCAGGAAGAAAUCGAAGCCGUCUUUGAGGACGGCAGUGACAAGCACCAACAUCGCGCCACUGCAGAGAUUCUCGGGGCUUUGGUGAGCUCUGUGGCCGAUACCAGCGUGGAGAAGCGGACUUUGGUCUGGGAAUAUGCCUUUCCCAUCGUGCAGAAAAUCUUCACUGAUGGGCUGACUCCCGAAAACUCCGGGUACUGGACAACCUUCUUGCAUAUGAUCCUACAGUGCCGAGACCCACGCAGAGCUUGGCCUCUCGUUGACUGGCUAGCAAGUUUCCGGCUGGAUAUGGGCACCAAUGCAGCAUUCAAGGAAAGCUCGAAAAUCAAUCUCUUGCAUCAGUCAAUCAUUGAUGCAGGCUGGCAUUUCCAAAUGGAGAAGCCGAUUGUUGAGGAUUUCCUUGGGCAUCUCGAUCAUCCUUACAAGGGAGUACGCGAAGCCAUGGGACAGACCCUUGCGACUAUCUUCCGCACCAGGUAUCAUGAAUCGUACGCUGACCUGAAACGCCUUCUCGAUGCACAAAAGUCCGCGUCUUCGGUUGGUACAUAUCCUUAUCUCCCCACCGAAGAUUUUACCAAGAUGAUUCGUGAAGUCUUCAGCCGUAUUGAGACAUGGCGGCAAGCCCGCACGCCCGGUCAACAAACGCCUUCGUCCUAUACUUCUGGAUGUAAGACCGUUUUGCUAUGGCUGGAUUCCACCCUUUCGUCCCAUGAAUGUACACAAUUGGUGUCGUUUUUCCCUGAUUUGUUCACGGGGCAGCUUCUGCAUAUGAUGGAUGUCAAGGAAGACCCAGAGCUCCAGUCCCUGGCUUACCACGUCUUCCGUCAUCUGCCCAACAUUCCAUACCCCGCUGAGCAUAACUCGGAGUUUAUCAAGACCCUCAUCCACAUUGGGCAGACAUCGCCUUCAUGGCACCAACGUCUGCGUGUCAUGAUCAACAUUCAGAUCAUAUACUUCCGUCGUCUGUUCUUACUGUCUGCGGGCGAUCGUGACAAGCUUUUUGAGUGCGUGGCCAGCAUGCUCGAAGACCCACAGCAUGAGGUGAGAGUGGGAGCAUCUGCCACCCUAUCUGGAAUGAUCCGUUGCUCUCCUAUUUCGCUCCGGGAAGAGAUGGUUGCCCGACUGAAGAAGCGAUUUACUAAGGUCUUGGUUGAGAACCCUCUUCCUAAGAAACCCAAGGCCCUCCGCUCGGGUAUCUCAACGCCAGUCUCCUCUGGAGCUGGUACUCCGACCCCAGAGCACACCCGACUUAUCAUCUCCAGACACGGUGCAGUCCUAGGACUGGGAGCGCUCAUUCAAGCAUUCCCCUACAACAGUCCACCGCCCAGGUGGAUGCCCGAUGCUCUGACCACCCUGAGCGUCCGAGCGGCUAGCGACCCUGGCAUUGUUGGAUCGAGUGUCAAGUCUAUUAUCAGCGAGUUUAAGAAGACCAGACAAGAUACCUGGCACAUUGACGCGAAGGCCUUCACGUCGGACCAGCUCGAGGAUCUUUCUGGAGUGCUAUGGAAGAGUUACUUUGCUUGAAGCAGCUGUCGCACCAAGCGUGAAUGAACGAAUAUACGAAAAUUGGCAGGGUUGUUUUGCGACAUUUGGUUGAUGGCUUCAUCGUUUCCUUACAGGUAGUUGUAACAGUAGACAUUUCGUUUCUGUUCGAAGACCGCAUGGGCAUUGAGUUGGGUUAAACAAUCACUAAUACUAUCGAUGACUCGUGAU
Molecule: messenger RNA, 6107 nt
Organism: Aspergillus uvarum CBS 121591
Lineage: Eukaryota; Fungi; Ascomycota; Eurotiomycetes; Eurotiales; Aspergillaceae
Product: proteasome activator BLM10
Exons: 3
Coding region: 33-5918 (1961 amino acids)
Biological process (GO): proteasomal ubiquitin-independent protein catabolic process
Cellular component (GO): nucleus; cytosol
Molecular function (GO): peptidase activator activity; proteasome binding
Source: RefSeq, a predicted model, not a curated record